Molecule: messenger RNA, 1269 nt
Organism: Henningerozyma blattae CBS 6284
Lineage: Eukaryota; Fungi; Ascomycota; Saccharomycetes; Saccharomycetales; Saccharomycetaceae
Gene: RTC4
Product: Rtc4p
Exons: 1
Coding region: 1-1269 (422 amino acids)
Source: RefSeq, a predicted model, not a curated record
AUGUAUAUGGCGAGGAAAUCAAAAAUAUAUCAAACAUUUUAUAACAAUACAGAUAUUAAUGCUAAAAUAAUGAAACGUACAUAUUCACGUAGUAGGAGUGAUGAACCUUUAAGUGAUAAUACUUUUUCUGGUAAUGAUGAUGAUGAUAAUAAUAACGAUAUAAUGGUUAAUAGAUGGACUUCUAAUCGUUUUAAUGAUAACACUAUUAAGAAUAAUGCCAAUAGAAUUAGUAUACCUAGCUCACAAUUAGAUGCUGGUGCCAGCAUCGAGUUAAGCGAUUUGGAUAGUUCUGUGAUGCAAGAAUUGGAAGAAAGAGGAAUUAUAGAGUCUAUCCCAUCUUCACCACGAAAAAGACACAAAACAACUAAGAAUCGUUCCAAAAAUAAUAAUGAAGUUGUAUUGACUCAAAAUAUAAAUGAUGAAAAAAUAUGUGAAUUAAAAAGAGAAAAAUCCACCACAAAAGAACUUACAGAAACUAUAUCUACUUGGAUAUCAUUAAAUGCCAAGAUUAAUCAAUGUGAAGAUGAAGAACAAGAGGCAAAAGAAAAAGAAAGGGAGCUGGCAUCUUCUCCAGGUAGAUCAUCAUUACGAUUUGAACAAGCUGCUGAGGAAGCUGUUGAAGAAGCAGCUAGGGAAACCUAUGUCCAGAAGUUACUCAUACGUAAAAGAAACGGUGCCUUAUAUCAGCUACCGCCAGUUCUUUUCCUUGAUGAUUUAAUUGAAAAAGUAGAACCAUAUAUAUAUGUGGCAAAAGAAAUUAUAGAUAGGAAGCGUGGUAGUAAAUAUUAUGGUGAUGCUAUCAAUGUAUUUAAAAAUUCUAAACGUGUCUCUUUAACUCAUGAAGAAUUUACCAGCAUUGAUAUGACCAAAUUCCAAGCUGGUUUUUAUGGUGUCAAGAGACAAUUGAGGGUAGGCGAUUUAAUAGCAGAAGAACUACGUCAAGACCUGCUUCGGUGUGGCUCACCGGUAGUGAAAUGGUGGGGGGUGGUUGACUAUUCUCGUUACGUGUUGGCCCCAGAGGUAUUAAUUCAUUUGUGUCUUGAAGAAGUAUUUCUGAAUAAGAAAAAUAUACACUAUGCCAAGAAUAAAAAAAAGGACGAGAUGGAUCUUCUCGAUGAUGCAUAUACAUUGUUUGAAGAUACUAUCGAAUUUGGUUCUAUAGUGGCAGACACAGACCCUUUAGAACGAUGGGAGGAACAAUCUGAGAUAGACGAAUUGAAGCGUCUAAAACUUGAUCAUGAAAAGUACGGUAGUCGAUGUUGGCGUUGA